GCAGUUCUUUGAAUUUCUCACCCUAAGAUCUGGCCUGUACAUUUGCACGGAAUUCUUGAGAGGUUCCUGGAGAGAUUCUGGGAGCCAAGCACUCCAUUGGAAUCCUAGCUGUUUUAGAGAACAACUUGUAAUGGAGCCUUCAUCUCUUGAGCUGCCAGCUGACACAGUGCAGCGCAUUGCGGCUGAACUCAAAUGCCACCCAACGGAUGAGAGGGUGGCUCUCCACCUAGAUGAGGAAGAUAAGCUGAGGCACUUCAGGGAGUGCUUUUAUAUUCCCAAAAUACGGGAUCUGCCUCCAGUUGAUUUAUCAUUAGUGAAUAAGGAUGAAAAUGCCAUCUAUUUCUUGGGAAAUUCUCUUGGCCUUCAGCCAAAAAUGGUGAAAACAUAUCUUGAAGAAGAACUAGAUAAGUGGGCCAAAAUAGCAGCCUAUGGUCAUGAAGUGGGGAAGCGUCCUUGGAUUACAGGAGAUGAGAGUAUUGUAGGCCUUAUGAAGGACAUUGUAGGAGCCAAUGAGAAAGAAAUAGCCCUAAUGAAUGCUUUGACUGUAAAUUUACAUCUUCUAAUGUUAUCAUUUUUUAAGCCUACACCAAAACGAUAUAAAAUUCUUCUAGAAGCCAAAGCCUUCCCUUCUGAUCAUUAUGCUAUUGAGUCACAACUACAACUUCACGGACUUAACAUUGAAGAAAGUAUGCGGAUGAUAAAGCCAAGAGAGGGGGAAGAAACCUUAAGAAUAGAGGAUAUCCUUGAAGUAAUUGAGAAGGAAGGAGACUCAAUUGCAGUGAUCCUGUUCAGUGGAGUGCAUUUUUACACUGGACAGCACUUUAAUAUUCCUGCCAUCACAAAAGCUGGACAAGCGAAGGGUUGUUAUGUUGGCUUUGAUCUAGCACAUGCAGUUGGAAAUGUUGAACUCUACUUACAUGACUGGGGAGUUGAUUUCGCCUGCUGGUGUUCCUACAAGUAUUUAAAUUCAGGAGCAGGAGGAAUUGCUGGUGCCUUUGUUCAUGAAAAGCAUGCCCAUACGAUUAAACCUGCUUCCUCCUAUGCAGAUUCCACCUAAUAUCAUCAUUAUAGCCAGAAGAACCAUUGGGGACAAAGAGAGAGGAUCAUUAAGGUUCUCAUAAUGAAUUACUUGAAAUGAGAGAAUAAAUAUUAGAAAUAAGGUUUCAAAGGUAUGCCUGGGCUGGUACACUAUGAAUUUUAAUAAGUUAGUGAGAACUGUAUGAUAUUUUUAAGUGAUGGAUUUUUAAAAAUUAAUCAUUUUUCAUAGACUCUGCUAAUUUUAUAAAACUAUAUGCAAAAUGCAUAAAAUAUUUUUGAAAUUAAAAUUUGGACUAAUAAAGAGGAGUUAAAAUGAUAAUUUAGAACCUUUCUUUAAUGCAACAACAAUAUGUGCUCUUUAAGAAAAAUCUGUUUUAAGGAAAACAUAGAUAGGAAUAAAGCAUAGAUUAAAAUAUUUAACAUUUUGGCCAUAGUUAAAUAUAAAUGCAUACAUGUUAGUGUUUUAAAACUAGAAUCACACUCAAAAUAUUGUGAUCUCCAUUUUAAUCUUUUUGUAUAUAUAUUCUUUUAAAUAGGAUUUUUAUAAUGGCUGCAGAGUAUCCCUUCACAUGCAAUGGUGUAAUUUGUUUUUAUCAGUUCUGCAUUACAAGAUAUUCAGGUGGUUUCAACACUGAAAAUUGUAUUGUGUUAAUUGUUCUAAUGAAGCAGGAUAUUUCCCUGACCCCUUCGCGGAAUUCCUGACAGGGAUGCCUCGUUUACUAAGCCCCGCUCGCUCGCUGCUCUCAACUCCUGGCGGGAGGGAGUGCACGAACGAACGAGUACGGGAGCUGGAAUGAAUGAGUGCUGGAAUCGGCUGGCCACUUGGCGCUGGUAGGACCCAACUCCACUCACUUGGACCUGCAGCGUUCCACCCCUCGUGGGAGGGAGCGCACAG
This is a messenger RNA of Symphalangus syndactylus (siamang), 1933 nucleotides long. It is a transcript of the gene KYNU, whose product is annotated as kynureninase. Gene Ontology annotation, cellular component: cytoplasm. Gene Ontology annotation, biological process: NAD+ biosynthetic process. Gene Ontology annotation, molecular function: kynureninase activity; pyridoxal phosphate binding. The record is from RefSeq and is a predicted model, not a curated record. NCBI's taxonomy places the organism in Eukaryota, Metazoa, Chordata, Mammalia, Primates, Hylobatidae.